AUCACUCUUUGAUUAAGAAAUCUGCAAGCUUACUGCUUCAACAGUGAAAGUCUCGGCCGGAUAUACGUUCCCUACUCCCGAUCUUACUAUCACCACAUCACGUGCCAACGACCAUCACUACUCCUUCCCGAAACAUCGUCGCUCCGCCAUGUCCAUCCCCCUCGACCCGCCCUCUCGUGGUCUUCGCGGGAAGGCCGCAAUCGUGACCGGUGCCGGCUGCACCGGGGACGGAAUCGGGAAUGGCCGUGCGAUAUCCAUCAUGCUCGCCGACGAAGGUUGCAAUGUGCUGUGUCUGGACCUGAAUCUCGAGGACGCGCAAAGGACCGCCGAUAUGGCGAACUCGAAACCUAAUCGCGGAAAGGCCGUAGCAUUGCAAUGCGACGUCACCGCGGCUUCGGACUGCGAGGCCGCCGUAGAGCGAGCAUUGAAGGAUUUUGGGAGACUAGAUAUCCUCGUAAACAACGUAGGGAUUGGCGGCGCACCAGGCACAGCUGUCGAUGUCGACAUGGCUGCCUGGGCGAAGGGCCUGGAGAUCAAUGUCAGCAGUAUGGUGCAGAUGGCCAAGCACUGCAUCCCGGCGAUGCUGAAGAACGACAGCAACGGCGGGAUGAAGGGGAGCAUAGUGAAUAUGGGAAGUGUAGCCGGCCUGAAGGGCGGGACGCCGCACUUGCUGUAUCCGACGAGUAAGGGGGCGGUGGUCAAUAUGACGAGGGCGAUGGCGGCGCAUCACGCGCCAGAGGGGAUUAGGGUGAAUUGUGUUUGUCCCGGUAUGCUGUAUACGCCGAUGAUGUACGCGGGCGGUAUGAGCGAGGAGGCGAGGGAAGCGAGAAGAAAGCGGAGUCUGCUGGGCACGGAGGGAAAUGCGUGGGAUGCAGCAUGUGCAGUAGUGUUCCUCGCGAGCGAUCAUGCGAGGUGGAUCACUGGUGCCAUCUUGCCGGUCGAUGCUGGUGCCACUGCUGCGGUGGGGAUCGGGCUACCUAAGAGUGCGAGCGUUAAUGGGUGACUCCGCUACGUUCUGGAGUCAUUGGUACUCACGAUGAGGAUAUAAAUUUCGCGCAAAGGAUUGUCUCCGAGCAUUGUAUUCCUCCUUCUGAAAUCCUUUGGCUAGCUUAUUGCACAAAACGAGCGACAUUC
Messenger RNA from Trematosphaeria pertusa, 1134 nucleotides. Its product is annotated as NAD(P)-binding protein. Gene Ontology annotation, molecular function: oxidoreductase activity. The transcript is spliced from 2 exons. Bases 149 to 1003 code for a protein of 284 amino acids. Lineage: Eukaryota; Fungi; Ascomycota; Dothideomycetes; Pleosporales; Trematosphaeriaceae. The record is from RefSeq and is a predicted model, not a curated record.